Silurus meridionalis is the source of this 1369-nucleotide messenger RNA. RefSeq names its product anti-silencing function 1Ba histone chaperone (gene asf1ba). Gene Ontology annotation, biological process: DNA replication-dependent chromatin assembly. The transcript has 4 exons. Gene Ontology annotation, molecular function: histone binding. Lineage: Eukaryota; Metazoa; Chordata; Actinopteri; Siluriformes; Siluridae. Gene Ontology annotation, cellular component: nucleus. Bases 417 to 1010 code for a protein of 197 amino acids. The record is from RefSeq and is a predicted model, not a curated record.
CGUUUUAUUGAAAUGUUCUGAACACACUGGCGGGAGAGAAGCAGAAAGGAGCUCCGGCUUUUAUUCUUAGUCCGGGAUUAUAUUUCCGCGGCGUACGAAAUUAUCCUUUCUGCAAUUAUUAUUAUUUUUUUAUUUUACAGGACGUAUACACGGAUCAAUAGGACGCUCGUGUUUUUUUUAUUAUUUUGUUUUUUGGGGGGCAUUAAAUUCAUCCACUGGUUUUCUCGGAACAAAAAAAGCUAGCUAGGGAAGCUAAUAUUUUGCUCUUUAUCCCGAGAAAUAUCUCCUAAAAACGUAUUUUUAUUAAACCAAACAACAUCAAGACAUCAGCAAAUAUUUUGAAUAUUUUCUUCGCGGGUUUACGACAGUUUGCGACCUUUUUUCCGCUUGUCGACUCACCAGCUCGUUGGAGGCUAAUGGCGAAGGUUCAAGUGUUAAACGUUGCUGUUUUGGACAACCCGAGUCCUUUCGGGAAUCCUUUUCAGUUCGAGAUCACUUUCGAGUGCAUGGAGGAUCUUCCUGAAGAUCUCGAGUGGAAGAUCAUCUAUGUGGGCUCGGCGGAGAGCGAGGAGUACGACCAGACCCUGGACUCGGUCCUGGUGGGGCCGGUGCCUGCGGGGAGACACAUGUUUGUCUUUCAGGCUGAUGCCCCGAACACAGGUCUGAUCCCCGAGAGUGAUGCUGUGGGCGUCACCGUGGUCCUGAUCACCUGCACGUACAGAGGACAGGAGUUUAUUCGCAUCGGGUAUUACGUCAACAACGAGUACACCGACGCCGAGCUCCGGGAAAACCCCCCUCUUAAACCUGACUACACGCAGCUCCAGAGAAACAUUUUGGCCUCGAACCCACGCGUAACCCGAUUCCACAUCAACUGGGAGGGAUGUUCUGAGAAGAUGGAGGACUCCGAGAACGUCGACCCGUCUCCAAACGUCAUGCUGCCUCCGUCAUGCCCCCCAGGGAAAGCACCUCCGCUCGGACUGAUGCCAGACAACUCCAUGGACUGCUUGUAGAGCCUCGGAUUCGUCCGUCAAGGAAUCAUCACCUUCACCAGCUCGUACACCUCAACCCCCCAAACCCCCCCAAAACCCCCUCUCCUCCGACACAUCAGAGGGCAGAUGUGCUGACUUUACCCCCCCCCCCCACAAUGGACAUCAGAGACGCACUCUUUAGUUUAUUCUUAUGUGUUUCAGGAUUUUUCUGGAUGUCAAUCAGCAAAGUUAGAAGUGUUUAUACUUUUUUUUUUGUUUCUUCUUCUUCCAGACUAAACCCCAUUUAAAGUGUGCAGGUGAGAUUGUACUAUACUGUAUAUAUGUUUACUUCAGUUUGUAUUCAGGCUCUCCGAAUAAAAUAAAUAUCUUUUGUUACGUGA